Molecule: messenger RNA, 2496 nt
Organism: Episyrphus balteatus (marmalade hoverfly)
Lineage: Eukaryota; Metazoa; Arthropoda; Insecta; Diptera; Syrphidae
Product: E3 ubiquitin-protein ligase siah-1
Exons: 4
Coding region: 502-2469 (655 amino acids)
Biological process (GO): multicellular organism development; proteasome-mediated ubiquitin-dependent protein catabolic process
Cellular component (GO): cytoplasm
Molecular function (GO): ubiquitin conjugating enzyme binding; zinc ion binding; ubiquitin protein ligase activity
Source: RefSeq, a predicted model, not a curated record
UAAAAACAAAGUGUAUUUGUAUUUAGUGUACUUGCGCGCAAUUAUCCUCUCUUGGCCCUUUUUAUACACAAGAAAAAGAUAAACUACUUCGAAUACGUCUCUAUCGUGUGCACCCACUUCAAUCACCCAACAGAGUGUACACAUCAUCAUUUAUUGACUUUUUUUUAUAGUGUAUAGUGCAUAAGUAUCUCGAAUGCAAUUUUUUUUAUUUUGUUCUACUGUGGCAACAGUUGUCAGCGGGGUUUUUGAACGAAUGUGGGAAAUAUUGACAUGUACCUGAUGCAUUUAAACUUAUCAGUUGAAGUGAUGCAGUAAAAGUUAAUAAUAGUUUCGAGAUAUAAGCGAGAUAAAAUUUUUUUUCAACAGAAAUGAAUAAGACUUUUUCGCAGUUAUUAACUUCUUUUUGCCUGUAUUUGUUGUUAAAAAAUUCACUCGAAAUCGGUGGUAGUUUUUUGUGAUUUCUUAUAAUUCACAUUCACGUUAAAAAUUUACUCAACCGUUAUGACAAAUUGCAAUAUUGAAAUGGCAGCGUUCAGUCAAAAAACGAAUUUGGGAUCAAUUUUGGCAGCCGAGGAAACAGUUGGUAAAUCUAAAAACUCGGUUGUUUUCAAAAAAGCACCGACAUUAUCCUCUCCGACAUUUACAAAAGAAUUAUUUUCACCAAUAGAAAAUGCUAAAGAUCCAGGAAUACCAAUUAAGCCUCCACGCCUGUAUUCUUCUUCUUCUUCAGUGGUGCCAAUAUUAAGAGAUGGUGAAUUGUCGUCCUACCGACAUUCAAUUUUAAAUAAAAAUGAUCAUAAGACGAGAAUUCGCACAAUUGAAGAACUUCUUGAUAGUUCAUCGGAUUUAGAUUUUCCAUUAGAAACAACAACACCAUCACCAGUAUUACCACCAAUAACUUUACCAUCAUCAACACCUCAAUCUCAAUCAUCACCAGAACUUUUAUCUGCAUUAGCAGCAGCAGCACUUGUUGUAUCGGACAACGACGACGAAAUGUCAGCUAAUAAAAAUAUAUUCUGCGAUAAUAAUGGUGCUUCCAAUAAUGACUUUUGUCCAACAAUUUUGCCAAAUGAAUGUAUAGCUUCAACAAGUUCCAAAGCUAGAGAAUUAAUUAAUUAUAGUGAGAUAAGAUCAAAUUCAUUAUCACCAACACCGACAACAGCUACAUCGACUGGAAUUUCUGGUUUAAUUUCGGUAAAUCACUAUGAAAGAUUAAUUGAAGAGCUGAAAUGUCCAGGAUGUGCUUAUCCAAUGAAGGCACCUAUUAAAUUAUGUGCAACUGGUCAUAGUGUAUGUCAAAGUUGUACAACAGUUUUGAUGGUUUGUCCACUUUGUAAGGAACCUUUCAUUGAUCUACGAUCAUUAACACUUGAAGCACUUUGCUCCAAAGCGCAUUUUCGAUGCUCCAAUGCUGCUGCAGGUUGUACAGUUCGACUUCAAAUAGAUUUGCUGAAUUGGCACGAAAAACAAUGCGUCUGGAAGUCAAUGAAAUGUUUUAUGGGUCGUGUCUGGGGUGAUUGCACAUGGCAUGGGCGUGAAGCCCAUUGGAAGGAUCAUCUUGAAUCAGUGCAUGGCGAUAGAGUUUUUAAAACAAAUGGAGCUGAUUUAAUAUGGGAUAUGAAUGGCAAAAUUCAAUCCUUGGCUGGCUAUUACGUUUUUGAGGUUUUCGAUGAAAUGUUUAAUUUCUAUCAAGUCCACGAUAGAGAUCGAAUACUUUUUACGAUGACAGUUACGUCUACAGUACGUGAUCGUAAGCUUAAUUUUGCCUAUGAAGUGGAAAUGUUUCAUAAAGAGAAUGAAGCAUUAGUGAUAACACAACGGUUUCCCGUCCAUAGUGAAUAUGAUAAGGACAUCUUAUUGGAUGGAACAUGCGUUUGCGUUGCUCUAACAGAUCUUUCAAGAUUUUUGGGACAAGAAAAGAUUUUAUUUUACCGUGUUCGUAUAAAUGAAAUCAAAUCACCAAAGAAAAAAGGACAUAAAAGGACUUUCCGAAAACACCCUAUCGAUUUUCAACAAACAAACAUUGAAGGAAACAAUUUAAAAAGUGUUCCUGCUGGUGUUAUUGUGACACGAAGACCUGAUGAUCCAGUUGCAAUAAGUAAAGUUAAAGAGACAGAAGAUGACGAAUUGUCAUCUUCUGAAGAGGACUCUGAGUUUGAAGCUUACAUCGAGAAGAACUGGGGCACUCCUCAAAUGAAUUUCAAUCGAAAAUACCUGCGAAAUUAUGUAUUUAAAGAGGGUGGUAGCUCAUCAUCGGGUUCAUCGAAUUUAUCGGGAUCAGUUGCUGAUGAUGGGCGAGUAAAUAAUCCACAAAGACAUGCGUGUGAAGCAAGUGGAACUAAGACAAGAAUGAAAAAUGUUACUUCAAGUUUGCGUAAAUCUUUUCGGUCGUUGAGAACGGAUAUAAUUGAUUUGAAAAAACCAUUUGCAAAAUCGCCAGAAAAGAAAGAAACUUUAAUAAAAAAAUAAUAAUUGUUGGAAUUUUUUUAAACAAAA